Molecule: messenger RNA, 4427 nt
Organism: Amoebophrya sp. A120
Lineage: Eukaryota; Dinophyceae; Syndiniales; Amoebophryaceae
Source: the annotation of a GenBank genome assembly
CAGGAGCAAGAUUUUAGUAGCUGCGCCUGAAAUAAUAGAGAAAAGUAGCCGACAGCACUUCGGCUAGCGGCAGCAGUGCGCGGAUCCCUAUCUUGCAAAUCAAAUGAAUUAACCUUCCGAAAAUACACAAAUUGGGGUCGAAGAAGAAUUGUGACCUUUCUGGCAAAAUGAAUCUUCUCCUAGUUGCCUCCAAAGAAAUGUGAAUGUGAAUUUCAUUUACUCGCAGACGCAUAUACAUUUGUUUUGUCCUCUGGACUCAUUUGUCUCACCAACAACCAUGUCUAUAAGUUACCUUUUUCGAAGAUUCAUCUGAGUAGAGUUUUACCUCGUAGGCCCUGCAGUAAUUUAGAAGUACGCUCUACCAAGUUUUUCUCGCUUGUGCGAGGCUAUUUUCAGUUUUGAAUAUUUGUGUACAAUUCCACGCGUAGUCGUACUUUAGUUUUUCAACAAAUAGUAAUAGCCCUUGUGCCUUAAUAACAGUGCCUAUUAGUUGGCCGCGACAAGUCAUCCCAGUUGUUUGAGUAAUAUUCUGCUGUCAGUUUUCCGCCUAGCUGAAUUUCCCCAUGUCCAACUCAGAGGAAGCCAGGGGUGGUAUACAACGGCCAAGGGACGAUGGGGGAAUUAGGAACCAAAAUUUCAAUGACGAAAUCGAUGAAGAUAGCUCUGCGCGUGAGCAGUUGCUAUCUCCGUCGGGGGGCUCGUCAGAGCGACGGGCAGCCCUGCGUGCGACACCUCAUGGGGCGGCAGAAGUAGUAGAAGAAGACGAAAAAGAAUCCUUAAUUCCAGGUGAGCCGCCGCUUACCGUGCGCCGUCAGAAGUUUGGCUGCGUGGAGAUUUUUCUGCGCAAUGCCACGGUUCCCAGACUUCUGUGGCUGCUUUUCGCAGUCCUGGGGUACAUCAUCUUUUACUGCAUGCAAGACAACACCCCGUACGAAGAUGGAUCCCGGCCCCUCGAUUUGUACAUCAACACCGGGGAGAAAGAGUACUUCACAGUUGCUUUUCAGUUUUUCAUUUCAAUACGUAUGCGACAUGAAAAAUCGAUGGGUGUAGUAGCAUGGUAGGACACGAAAUAUGCAACAAGGAAGCUUCUUCUGCAGUCUGUCACCAGACCGCAAGUAUCAAAGAAUGUCAUCAAUUACUUACUUAUUAAUUUCGUGAUUCAAAGUGUGACGAAAAAAAAAAAAUGCAGUUCCGACGGAGACUUAAUCUGGAAGCCGAAUUUGGCCCACAACCCGCUCUACAAAUGGCUGGUGAUGAGCAGCAUCAUUCUUCUGAUCCUCCUUAUGCUCGAGGACAUGAACGUAGGGCUCGCCAUGUUUCUCGUCGCUUUUAAACUUUACAUGUUCGGCUGCGUCCCCUCCUGUUCGGCGUUUUGGGCCGGAAUGACUUCGUCCGCCGUCAUCCUCUACGCUGCGCUCUUCGUCAUUGCCUGCGCUUUCGCCGAGACACAAGUCCUGGAAAAGGUGCAAUAAUGUCGUCUUUGCUUCUUUGUACAACUGUUACACGUACUAAACAUGAAAUAUGGAUAUGCUGUUCAGGGCCAGCAGCAGCUGGCGCGCUUUAUGAUUUUUACCAUUUUAUUGCCCACCCUUGUUCUUACACUUACUUUCAUACCUUCUAUAUACACAGGCGAUAGGGAGGCUCGUGGGGCGACCCCUGAGUAUCGUGGGAAUGCUGCGGUUGCUGGCCCCGAUAAUGGUGCUCUCGGCGGUGUUGAACAACGGGCCGUGCACCGCCAUCGGGAUCCCGAUCGCCAUCUCCGUCGCGGAUCGGGUCGGCGUCUACCUGCCUUCGGUGUUCAUCAUGGCGGUGCCCUUUGCGGCAACGCUGGGUGGGAGCAUUACCACGAUCGGGAGUAGCCCGAACUUCGCCGCGCAAGAAUUCGUGAACGACCGGCGCGUCGACUCCGGCGGGUACUGGAAGUGCCUUGCCGUUGAAAGCCUGAUUGCGUUCCGCGGGCGCGAAACAACGCGCGAGGACCCGGGCAACGGAAAAACGGUGCUGUAUUGGGACAAGGUCCCGGAGAAGUUGCAGCCCACCUUCACCGCGCUCGCGAUGGCGGAGCACCCGUCCUACCCCCUCGGCCUGGCCACCACGCUGGUUGACGCCUUCCAGAAGCACGAAAACGCGCAGUAUUCGAAUUGCAACGUCAUGACGGGCUCCGAGCUGAUCCCCACCACGAAAAAGCAGAAGCUGCCCAUCCGGACCGACCUACCCCUACCGGUCGAGAAAGCAAUGAAGCUGUGCUACCAGCUGGAGCUCUGCAUCGGGUUCUACCUGCCCGACCCGAGCCAGCCGGCACCCGCCGGGCAGAUCGCGGGGGGGCCCGCGACGCUGUGCAAAGUGGAAAAUUUGUCGGACAUCGAGAACAUCAUCACCUACGACCGACAAUCGGACCAGGAGCACCAGCUUCCCGAGGCGAAACUGGACACCGCGACGGCAUUUGGCAUGCUGGCCUACUCGAAGCUGUUCCGGUACGGGGACGACGGUAAGCCGGUCGUGCGCAUAAAGCAGUGGUCGAAGGCCGACACCAAGAACGCGUGGGAGCGGCUCGAGGAGGGGCUCUUGGCGCAGGGCCAACCCGGCGAGGCCCUGCUGGCGAGUAUCAAGAGCAAUUGCGACUUUCAAGUCGUGCAGCCGGUGUUUUUGUUCACCGGACUCUUUGCCGCGGCCUUUGGUACGGGAGGGCUGCUGUUCACCAUGUGGGCUUUGAGCAAGAUGUACCCAAAGGAACCCGAGGCGGGCGAGGCCAACAUGAUCAGUUCUUCGUAUGAAGACGAGGACGAAGAUCUGCAGUCCGGAAGCGAAAUCGAGAUGUCCGACGUCAAAAAGGAUCUUCAAGGUUCUCAGGGAGAUCGCCAACUACUACAAGAUGAAAAUAUUAACGAGGAGCGCGACGUCGACGGGAGCAGAAUAAAUCGGGAGCGGAGCACGCCGGAGGAAGACCCGGAGACGCAGCUGCGGAUCGGCGCAGGAGCGGAAUACGAGGUGGAACUCCGGAUCACGAAAGACAUGAUCACGAACGAACCGUUCUCGCAGUCCGCGCUGAGGUUUUUUAAGGGCGUCAAGAUUAUAGGCUACAACGGACACAGAAAUUUCAGCAGAAGGAAAACCAUCAUCACCGUCGACGACGUGAUCCGGGUGCGCGCACGGGCAGACGGAAUCGCGCGCUUGCGCCGCCAGAUGCCCGGCCUCGUCCCCAGUUCCAAGUUGUACGACUUGCUAGGCAGAUCGAGGAAAAGCAGGUAUUAAAUACUGCACUUAUGGUUUGUUUCAAGAAUGUGAAUGAGUUAUAGAAACUUUCAUUUUGAUGUACCGGUAGGUAGGAGAAGAAAACCAACAGCAUCGAAUUUUUUUUCAUCAUGAUGCGUAAAAAUUAAAAUACAGGUUGCUUUACCAGAUUUCGUUGGACGAAGUGUCCUACGACGAGAUCGACGAUCAGCGGUUCUUUACUGAGUUUGACGCCGUCGUGCUGGGCCGGGACCCCAUGACGCAGAUGGUGCUCGUCGAAGGUUUCCCCGAACUGGGCAAAAACACGAUGGACUUCCAGCUGGUGACACCGGUCCCUAAUAGCACACCUCCUCGCAGCACGGGCACCUUGGACAAUCUACGCGGAUACACCAUUCUCUUCCUGUUUCUCCUCGUUGUGGUCUUGAAUGUGAUCGGGAGCCUCGUAAAGCCGCUGAAGACAUUCAAAGACGAUUUCAACAUGUACCUCUGGCUGGUCGCACUGGUAUGAAAUUUUGUUGCGAUAUUUUCAUCUGCUUUUUGUUUAUAAAGUACUUUUGUUUGCGUUGCUGAAGAAGCGUGUUUUCAAUAUCGUUUCGAGAGCACGCACUCUGUAUCUAUCAGGCCACAAGUCGUGACAACUCACGUACUACGUAACACUCAUCCUUCGGAAAAAACAGAUCGCGAUCUUCAUCCGGGCUGUCACCUUCAAGCAGGCGCUGGCAUCGCAGAACGGCGGUACGCUGAUGCUUUUUGCGUUCGCAGGCCCGGUUGCGGCUGCGAUGACGCUGACGGGCGUGAGCGAUCUGAUUGCCGACAUGAUAUUGAAAAUGAGCGGCGGGAGCCAGGCGUGGGCGGUGGCGCUGAUCUACGUGAUGGUGGCCCUUCUGACGCAGUUUGUGGAUAAUCGUACACUGGUGACCAUGCUGAUGCUGCCGGUUAUGGCAGUGGGGCUCGAAAUGCGGAUGCCCGUCAUCCCCUUGAUGACACUGCUGGUGAACGCGGCCGUCGCCAACUUCAUGUCACCAAUCGGGUGCUCCCACAACCAGUUCGCCACAAUGGCGGCAAAUUACUCUUUCACGGACUUUGUCAAGGCAGGAUGGGGAUUGCAGCUGCUCCACGGGAUUGCAGUCACCAUGUUCAUCAUUAUCUGGAUCAACGGCAACGAUACCGCGCAGGAGAUUCCGUUCUGGAACUAG